AUGGCCGAGGCUGCCGGCUCCCCGCGCCGCCCCGCCGCGGGCAGGUGCGGAGCGAGCGGCGCGGCGGCGGCCCGAGCCCGCUGGCGGCUGCUCGGACAGGUUCUGAGGAAAAAGCACUUGAAAGAUGUGCAUCUCCAACAAAUAUCUGUCAGAAGGUUUGCAUCAUUCAAUCUCUUUUCAAUAGAAGAUCAGACAAGAAGAGGACCAGAAGACCAGAGUACAGAAGAGGAAACUGGGACCUGGGUUCAGUAUAGAAGCAUCUUUUAUCCCAAGUACAGUGUCUCCUUAAGAUUUCACAAUGGCCUGUUAAAUGUUAAAGAUGUUCUUACAAGUUUUGACAACACGGGGAAUGUCUGUCUCUGGCCAUCUGAAGAAGUGCUGGCUUACUACUGCCUAAAGCAUAAUGAAAUAUUCAGGGACCUUGCUGUGUGUGAGCUAGGGGGUGGCAUGACAUGCUUGGCUGGGCUCAUGGUUGCUAUUUCUGCAGAUGUCAAAGAAGUUCUGUUAACUGAUGGAAAUGAAAAGGCCAUCAAAAAUGUAAAUGAGAUCAUCACAAGAAACCAAAAUGCUGGAGUAUUUAAGGCUCAGAAGGUUUCAAGCUGCAUUUUACGAUGGGAUAAUGAGACAGAUGUCUCUCAACUGGAAGGACAUUUUGACAUUGUUAUGUGUGCUGACUGCCUGUUUCUGGACCAGUACAGAGCUAGCCUUGUUGAUGCAAUAAAGAGAUUACUCCAGCCCAGUGGAAAAGCAAUGGUAUUUGCUCCACUCCGAGGGAAUACUUUAAACCAGUUUUGCAAUCUAGCUGAAAAAGCUGGUUUCUCUAUCCAAAGACAUGAAAAUUAUGAUGAACACAUUUCGAACUUCCACUCCAAGUUGAAAAAUGAAGAAAAAGAUACAUAUGAGGAAAAUCUCCAUUACCCUUUUCUUCUCAUUUUAACCAAGCAGAGAUAGAAGAUUGCACCUUUUUUUUUUUUUUAAGAUGGACUGCUGAAAAUUAAUCCAUGUAUGUGGAUGGUCAGGCAAUGUGGAAUGUUCAUUUCCCCCAUUUAUGUCCCUGAAUCAUCAUUGGGGAAAUAUUUCUAAUCUAAAUGCUGAGAAAGAUAUUGUGGCUUGUUUUGCAGAGUAUAAACAUUGAGACAUCUUUUUUUUGUAUCAUUUUAGAAGUUUAUUUUUCCAAUUAUAUUCCAGCCUUAAACUGAUCAGACUUCACAUGUAUGCAUUAACAAAGGUGUAGAGCUGGCUUCCUUCUCUUUUGUGCCUUUAAACUUGCAUGUACUUUGUUGAUCUCUUUAAAUGCUAUUUUGAGGUGUAUUUGAAAAUAUAUGGAUAAUAUACUUUGUGGGCUUAGAUAAUUGGUUGUAAAGAAGUGAAUGCGUUGACACUUAAUUAGUAAGGAAAUAGUUGUCUGAAGAUCUUCUUAAAGUGCACCUAUUGAAUGCUUGUAUUUUACUGCCUUUUUUUUUUAAUUCCACUGUCGAUUUUUCUAUCCAUGAUUGAAAUGUCCUCAUUUGCUUUAGUGUUGAAGGCCCCUUUUCUAUAUGUGUGUAUGUAUGUUUUUUUCCAGCAGGACUUUUCCUCCUGUAGAUGUAUAAGAAAUUAUGCAUCAGACAAAAGCCUCAUAAACUGACCAUUUGUCCUUUGGACACAAUAGCCUGCCCAGCCCCUCUGCUCCUCCUCUCCAAUUAUGUGUGAUUAGUCUCAGUGUGUUGUGUCAAGAAGGGGGAGUGUGCUGAGUGCUUAUUAUCUGUUUAGGUACAAGAAGAGCACAUUUAGGUUCUGACUAUGAAUGGAAAGUGAGUCUUUAUCAGGACUAAAAUCUAAAUGCUACUAUCCUAGAAAUUGCUUUCAAAAAAAACCACAUGCUUUUUUUUGAUAAAUUCCAAGAAACAUUGUAAGAACUAAAGGAUUUUAUAAUGUAAUCAGACUAUCUCCCUUGAAUUAGUUUAUAUUGGGAUAUAUUGUGGCCCGUAUAUUUGAUAUAUACUUAAUGUGAUUUUUCUUGUACUGGAAAAGACAUAAAUCCCACCAAAAAACAGGAGCAGUAUCCGAUUUCUUAACAGUUUAACAGACUGUUUUAAUGACUUCUCAGUAGCAGUCUCUAAACCACAAGACUUUUAAAAUGUUGAAAAAAGAGAGAGAGGCAGAGAUCAUGACUGAGAGAGGAAGGCACUAGCUGCAAGCAAGUGUAGAGAAUCCUGCUGAAAUACAUUAAUUAAAAGAAAUGCAAUUUGACAAUAAGCAUUCUUCCAUAUUCAACUCAUUGACCAGCAUGUAAACCACAAGCUCCUGAAAGUCUCUUGCUCUUCUGCUUCUUCCCAAAUAAAUUUCUUCACUGCCA
This is a messenger RNA of Agelaius phoeniceus (red-winged blackbird), 2338 nucleotides long. It is a transcript of the gene CAMKMT, whose product is annotated as calmodulin-lysine N-methyltransferase. Gene Ontology annotation, cellular component: cytoplasm. Lineage: Eukaryota; Metazoa; Chordata; Aves; Passeriformes; Icteridae. The record is from RefSeq and is a predicted model, not a curated record. Gene Ontology annotation, molecular function: calmodulin-lysine N-methyltransferase activity.